AUGGACACGAACCAGGGCAUGGUGGUGGUGGUGAAGCCGACGCUAGCGAAGGGGACGCUGUUGUCAGUGUCGUUCUGGCUCCACAACGGGAGCCUGAACGCGGGACGACGAGAUCAUGGUGGACGAGCAGGCGCAGGCGCUAGAUGGCUGGGCUUGGAUGCCGACCACGCCGUCCUGGCCGCCACCGUUGGUGCCUAUGUGCCCGACGGCGCCGUGGUCCUUUGCUUUGAGGACAUUGACAAGCUCCACCAUGUGCUCGGGGACGCCUUCUUCGGCACGCUCGUGGACCAGCAGGACACCGCCGCCGCCACCAGGGCGGACGACAGCAAGGGCGGCGAGGAGGACAAGCAGGAGAUGCGGGAGGCAUUCAAGGUCUUCGACGUCGACGGCAAUGGCUUCAUCUCCACCGCCGAGCUGCAGGAGGUGCUCAAGAAGCUAGGACUCCCCGAGGCCAACAGCAUGGACUGGGCAGCCGACGCUCUCCCACCAAAUCCAACCUGGACGCCACGAUGGACAACCACGUCGGUUAAAAAUUUGAAACAAAGGGGUAUGGGCUAG
Messenger RNA from Miscanthus lutarioriparius, 558 nucleotides. NCBI's taxonomy places the organism in Eukaryota, Viridiplantae, Streptophyta, Magnoliopsida, Poales, Poaceae. The record is from the annotation of a GenBank genome assembly.